AGGAACUCCGACAGCAGAAAUCAACCAGGAAACGAAGGCUGAUAACGCAGACAGUCCUGACUGACGGCUAAACGACCACAGGAACCAGCAGUGUUUAAAAGUACACGACUUGUAUUUCUUUUUUUUUUUUGUAUUUAGUUGAGAUACAGGGUAGCGACAUGGCUUCCCUCUUCAAGAAGAAGACUGUCGAUGACAUCAUCAAGGAACAGUCUAAGGAGCUACGAGGCACUCAGAGACAGAUCACCAGGGACAGAGCAGCGCUGGAGAAACAAGAGAAACAAAUGGAGCUGGAGAUCAAGAAAAUGGCAAAAAGCGGAAACAAAGAGGCUUGUAAGAUUCUUGCCAAGCAGUUAGUCCAGCUGAGGAAGCAGAAGAACCGGACGUACGCUGUGAGCUCCAAAGUUACGUCCAUGUCAACGCAAACAAAAGUCAUGAACUCUCAAAUGAAGAUGGCUGGUGCCAUGUCUACUACCGCCAAGACAAUGCAGGCUGUGAAUAAGAAAAUGGAUCCACAGAAGACACUGAAGACCAUGCAGGACUUCCAGAAGGAGAACAUGAAGAUGGGCAUGACCGAGGACAUGAUCAACGACACUUUAGAUGACAUUUUUGAUGAAUCUGGGGAUGAAGAAGAAUCUCAGGACAUUGUCAACCAGGUCCUGGAUGAGAUCGGUAUUGAGAUCUCAGGGAAGAUGGUCAGAGCACCAGCUGCAGGAAAGAGCAACCCCGGUGCCGCCGCUUCCUCCAAACAAGCCACCAUUUCUGACGACGAGAUCGAGAGACAACUACGAGCUCUGGGAGUGGAUUAAUCAUUGGUUUUUGUUAUUGUUCACAUUGUAAACUGGUGCAAUUCAAAGCUGGUUGAUACAGACUCUGUCAGAUGCACUGGUUUAAGAGAUGUUGAAGUGCUGAAUACACUAUUCCACAUGCAUACAGUCAAAGGCAAACAGGGAACUAAUUUUCCUCACAUUCUUAUGCAUAUUGCCUUGAAAUUCAUUGGACAUGUAUUUAUGAGAACAUAUUUAUUAUGAUAUUGGAAAGGCCACAACUUGGCCCAAAGAACUAUGUAAAUCUGACUUCAGAAGGGCUACAAAUGCAACAAAUCAGCUUUUCCAUUUAGCUGUUUUGGUCAGUCUUUAUUUAGAACUGUAAUGAAUGGUGGAUGCUCUUUCUCCAGGAAGUUUUAAUGCAAGACAUGCUAAUUAACAAGAGCUUUGGGGUUGUCGAGAAACAGAUGGAACUUGCUUUUUGUUUUUUUCCUCAGACCAUUUACCUGCUGUUUGAUUUGCUCUUGGUUCAUUUAAAUCUAUCUAACUCGCUUUCUCUGAGGCGAACCAUCUCUACUAAAACCCCCAGUGGACAAAUUUGCGUUCUUUACUAAUAGCUCAGAAAGUGUACAUGCAGGUGUUAGAAUUUCUAACCAUCAAUAAGUUCAGCUAAAUUUUAACUCAAAUUCGGACUAAAAGAAAGACUAACAAGAGUUUUGAAUCAAUUGUCUGUUGCAACAAAAUAAUCAAAUGAGGUUUUGUUUUGGCUUCUAGGUUUUUGGAUUUAAUCAGUGAUUGCAGGAAAGCACCGGUUCUGCGGUCCCGUUUCUUUCUCAGCUGCUGUGCAGUGACUUUCUUUAGGAAUUUUGAGCUGCCUCUUACAAUAUAAACUACACAUGCACACUAGAGCUACACAAUAAUGGAAGCAUUUGCUGAAAUGACACUGUGAUAUAAAAUGUUUUAUGUCGGACUUUCCAACUAAGUGAAUUUUCAAUGUCAGCAGCUUCAGGCUUUUUGAGAGAGACAGCAAUAUCUGCUCAUUCCAACAUUGCCUUUCUCUCUCUUUCAGGCCUGUGUUUUUUGCCCCAUCAGUUCCUUCUGCCAAAAUGAACUUAAAUUCAUUCUAAUGCAUGUGUAUGACAUGUUUAGCUCAAUAUACUCCAUUGAGGUUUUGCUAAUUAUUUCUUCCUGUAUCAUGUACCAGACUAAUGUAAUUGUAGACAGAAUUAUGGUCUUAAGAGAUUUUGAUGAGUGCAGUUGCCUGGGUGGGAUUUUAUUUUAUAAACGAUGCGCAUACUCAUUUUUGUUUACUUCUCUGUCAUCAUGAAUUGGCUCUGUAAAAGGUUUAUGACUUUUAUAAGGAAUAAAGUUUCCUAAGGUACGAUUCUGA
Molecule: messenger RNA, 2154 nt
Organism: Girardinichthys multiradiatus
Lineage: Eukaryota; Metazoa; Chordata; Actinopteri; Cyprinodontiformes; Goodeidae
Gene: chmp2ba
Product: charged multivesicular body protein 2Ba
Exons: 6
Coding region: 159-806 (215 amino acids)
Biological process (GO): late endosome to vacuole transport; protein transport; endosome transport via multivesicular body sorting pathway
Cellular component (GO): multivesicular body; ESCRT III complex
Source: RefSeq, a predicted model, not a curated record